AUGGGCUUCUACGUGCUCGGCCUUGGGGCUACCGGCACCCUGAUAGCUUACCACCUCCGUGCGGCCCUGCCACCCUCCCAGUCCGUUACUCUGAUACACAAGUCGUUCAAAAACGCAUGGGUCGCGCACCAACGCUGCAAGGAUGUGCUAUCCGUGGAAACUGGUGGUGUCAUUCAAAAGUGUGGCGGGUUUCAGAUCGAAGUCCUUGAAAAACACGACAGACCUGGUGCCGGCGUUACUUUCAAUCCCAAUCUCACCAGAGACCAGACGCCGAACUACGUACCACCUGCGGAUGACGUCCACACAGAUCCCAUCACGGCCGUCUUCGUCGCCGCGAGGAUGUUGAAAACCACGAAUCUGCUCUCGCAGCUGCUUCCGAGGCUCAACCUGAGCAGCACAGUCGUGCUGCUCCAAAACGGAAUGGGCAUCUUCGAGGAGCUCGUCCAGCAGGUCUUCCGGAACCCAGAAACAAGACCGAACUUUAUUCUCGCGUCCAACACCAACGGCGCAUGGCUCAAGGGCACUGGCCACGUUGUCUGUGCCGAACACGGCACGCUGGAAUUUGGCAUCGUGUCUGACCCUCGAAAACGCGAUUUCGAAGCUUCCCUCAUUGCCGAAACGAAGCCAAAAUACGAGCGACAUCUCAGCCUCGACGAUAUCACGCGUCCGGGGGAUCCGUUAUAUAACCAGUACCGCGGUCUUCGAGAGACGGUCGCGGCGCUGAAUUCGUUGCAUGCGCUAGGAGCGAAGUGGUCUCCGAUAGCAGACGUGCAGAAUGCCAUGCGGAGGAAGCUCGUGGUCGAUGCCGUGAUCGAACCUCUCACAGCCCUCAUGGGUUGCCGAAACGGUGCGCUCUUCCGCGAUCGGGGCUCCGCAAACAUUCUGGAGAAUAUUUGCAAAGAAGCUUCCGAGCUGUUUCGCAGGCAACUAGAGAAAGAGACGGAAGCCUGGGAUCCGAGCCAAAUACCCGUCGGGAGAAUGCCACCCGAACUUGAGGCGGAACAUCUCUCAGAGGAAGUUCGGCAGGCUGCACGUCGCCGGGGAAAUAUUUCAACCAUGCUUUUUGAUAUCAUCCACAGCCGUCCGCCGGAAAUCCAGUAUCUUAAUGGGUAUUUGGUUGACCUUGGCAAACAACUCGGUAUCCCGACGCCAGUGAAUUCGACACUUUGCGAUAUGGUGUAUAUGCGUCGUUCGGUGCCAGAGAACCGAAGACUGUAACAUACAGCACUGAGAAGUAACUAUACGACCAGGUAACUUAAUGGGAAGGGCUAAGAGUACUUAACGUUGUCACUCAUAGCGGUGUCCACGCUGGAUAUACUACUUGUUACCUAAGGCGGUCCAUGAUUCCUGCAGCG
Pisolithus orientalis is the source of this 1355-nucleotide messenger RNA. RefSeq names its product ketopantoate reductase PanE/ApbA C terminal-domain-containing protein. Lineage: Eukaryota; Fungi; Basidiomycota; Agaricomycetes; Boletales; Pisolithaceae. Gene Ontology annotation, molecular function: 2-dehydropantoate 2-reductase activity; NADP binding. The coding region runs from base 1 to 1218 and encodes 405 amino acids. Gene Ontology annotation, cellular component: mitochondrion; cytoplasm. The transcript has 2 exons. The record is from RefSeq and is a predicted model, not a curated record.